AGGAUAGAAACGAGAGGACACAGCACACUAAUUGAACGGUUUGAGUAUUUCAGCAAGGACUUAAUUUUACGACAAUGUAUUGGGGUAGACAGUCUUGAAAAAUCAAUUUGUCUUCCUUUUCCAGUUAUUUAAAAAACUGCUCUGAGUAGGCAUGAUGUUUUCCUCACUAGGAUGGGUAACAGCUUUUGUGGCGGGAUUGUUUUCCGUGCACGUUGUACAGAAACUAUGCUUUCCCUACUUUUGGAAGGAUCUAUUUUAUUUGGCGAGAGUCAUAAGAUUCGGGGCACAACUGGAAUUAUACAAAUUAACCUCAAAGGUGUUCACUGUCAUGGACAGAUUUGUCGAACAGGCAGAAAAAAUCCCUAACAAACCUUUUUUAAUGUUUGAGGGGAUAAUUUACACCUAUCAAGACAUCAACUUAAGAAGCAACAAAGUGGCUAAUAUAUUCCUCGAACAAGGGACUCUGAAGAAAGGAGACUGUGUUGCGCUUCUGAUGAACAACGAACCCGACUUUGUGUGCGUUUGGUUCGGUUUGAACAAACUCGGAUGCUCUGUGGCUUUCCUCAACACUAACAUAAAGUCAAGAUCAUUACUUCACUGUUUCAAUUGCUGUGGGACAAAGACUCUUGUUGUUGGUGCAGACCUGUUGGACACUCUAGAGGACAUCUUACCCAGCCUUCGGGAGGACAACAUAUCUGUGUGGGCCAUGAAGAGGGAGAGUUUAUGCAUGGAUGUCCAGACUCUGUUGGACAAGAUGGAGCAGGCCUCUGACAAGCCAAUCCUACCGAGCCUGAGGUCUGUGUCCUCCCUUAAGACCCCCAUUCUCUACAUAUUUACCUCUGGUACCACUGGUCUGCCCAAGGCUGCAGUAAUUACCCACAUCCAGUCUUUGAAAGCAGCUGCAGGGUUUUGGGCUUACGGAGCAACCCAAAAUGAUGUGGUUUACACCCCACUCCCUCUCUACCAUAGCGCUGCCUCCAUGAUUGGCAUCGGAGGGACCAUUUUGCUGGGUGCUACAUGUGUCCUGAAAAAGAAAUUCUCAGCCUCACAGUUCUGGAGUGACUGUAGAAAUUAUGAUGUAACUAUCUUUCAGUAUAUCGGUGAGCUUUGCCGAUACCUCUGCAACCAGCCCGAGAUCGAGGGAGAAAAAGUUCACAAGGUGCAUAUGGGAGUGGGAAACGGGCUACGACAGGAUGUGUGGCGGGAGUUUCAUCGGCGCUUUGGUGAGAUCCGCAUGUGUGAGCUCUAUGGUUCCACCGAGGGCAACCUGUGCUUCAUGAACCAUAUUGGCAAGAUCGGAGUGGUGGGACGUUCCAACUUCUUUUAUAAACUUAUUUUCAAGUAUGAUUUGGUGAAAUACGACAUAAUCAAAGAUGAGCCAGUGCAUGACAAGCAGGGAUUUUGUCAACACGUGAAAAAGGGUGACACAGGCCUUCUCUUGUCCAAGGUGGGUCCCACCAGCCCAUUCUUUGGCUAUGCAGGGAGCAAGCAGCUGACUGAGAAGAAGCUGAUGAGGAAUGUGUUUGUGAAAGGAGAUGCUUACUUCAACACAGGGGACCUGAUGGCUGAAGAUGAUGAGGACUUCAUCUGUUUCAAGGACCGAGUGGGGGACACGUUUAGGUGGAAGGGGGAAAAUGUGGCAACCACAGAGGUGACAGAAGUACUUGGACUGGUGGACUUUAUCCAGGAGGCCAAUGUUUACGGGGUUGAAAUUCCAGGAAAUGAGGGAAGAGCUGGAAUGGCAGCCAUUAUUGUGAGGCCCAACUGCACGUUUGAUGGGAAGAAGUUAUUCGACUAUGCUAUGAAGCAUUUACCUGCAUAUGCUCGUCCACUAUUCAUAAGGAUUCAGGAAUCAAUGGAAAUGACUGGUACCUUUAAGCAGCAGAAAUUCCGACUAGUGGAGGCUGGCUUCAACCCUUCAACCUUCUCUGACCUCCUCUAUUUCUUGGAUUACUCUGAGAAGUCCUACAUUCCACUCACUGACUCCAUCUAUGAGAGUAUUCUGGCAGGUGAAUGGAAACUGUAGCUACUUCACAUGGCUAAAAACAAAAAAAGAUUGGUUCACGAAGAAGGCUACGUGAUGGUGCUGUAAAGAAGAGCGGCUGUAAAUUGGAUGUUCUCAUUUAUGGCGUUGUACAUUUGAUAAGAAACAAAAACUGGGAACCCAUUAUUAAAGGCUCAUCGAAUCAUUUAUGAAGGUGUUCUUAUAGAAAUAACUGGCAUCAACACAGUAUUGAU
Osmerus eperlanus (European smelt) is the source of this 2238-nucleotide messenger RNA. It is a transcript of the gene slc27a6, whose product is annotated as solute carrier family 27 member 6. The record is from RefSeq and is a predicted model, not a curated record. The coding region runs from base 152 to 2026 and encodes 624 amino acids. NCBI's taxonomy places the organism in Eukaryota, Metazoa, Chordata, Actinopteri, Osmeriformes, Osmeridae. Gene Ontology annotation, molecular function: long-chain fatty acid transmembrane transporter activity; long-chain fatty acid-CoA ligase activity. The transcript is spliced from 10 exons.